GGGUAGUUAGUUGGACAACGGCUUUGCCGACAAAACGGGCCCCACAGCAACCAGCUGCCGCACAACAAUUUUUUGGCCAUGUACAUACAUAAAAAAUAAUUAAAUGCAUUAACUAACAAGCGGCUAUUAACAAAAUGCAAUUAGUCAGCAGCAAGUGAAAGUUCAAAAGUUCAAAUUAAAAAAAAGUUGAGAAAAAAAUGCAAAUAAAUAAAAUGCGAAAAUUCAGCGGAAACGGAAAUGCACUUAGCGCCGCCUGAAAGCAGCAGCAGCAGCAACAGCAACAACAACAACAACAGCGCAGCUAAGACAAGCGGCAGGCAGCGGCACGCCUACACACACACACACACGCACACACACACACACAGACAGAGACAGAGACAGAUGCCGCUGUGUUGCGUGUGUGAAAAAUUGCAGCUAGAAAAUUGUUGAGCUUAAGGUGCAGAGUGCAGCAACUGUAACUGGAGCUGGAGCUGGAACUGAAACCAGGAACUGAAGCCAGGAACUGAAACUGGAACUGGAACUGGAACUGGAGCUGGAGCAUAUAAAUAUAUAAUUAAUUUUCAUACGCCGCGUUCACACUUCAAGCAUUCAAAAUUCAUCGUCUAAGCAAAGCGGAUGCAGCCAAGCGCGCGAGCAAUUGAAAGAAUUUAACAUAGAACCAAUACAAAAAAAAAAGCCAAUCAAAACGUGCAUAUCAAUCUAGAGCAGACAAACCAAAGAAAUCCAAUCAAACGAAGCAUUUAACAGGACAGCCACAACAACAACCAGAACAACAACAACAGCAGCAGCAGCAGCAACAACAACAACUACACAGACAACAAUAACAACAACAAGAACAACAACUGCGUGGGUGCAUGCCGCGGAUGAGCCGCGGAUUAUGUCACGUGACGAUUAUAAUCCAGUGAAUAGCUCUGGUGUGCGCAGUCCGGGUCGCGUGCGUCGGCUCCAGGAAUUGCCAACGGUCGAUCGCUCACCAUCACGGGAUUACGGCGCACGCGGAAGUCCAUUAGCAAUGGGCAGUCCAUACUACCGCGACAUGGAUGAGCCAACCAGUCCCGCCGGUGCGGGACACCAUCGCAGCCGCAGCGCCAGCAGACCACCGAUGUCACAUGCCAUGGACUAUCCAAGAACCCGCUAUCAGUCGCUCGAUCGCGGCGGCCUUGUGGAUCCGCAUGAACGUGAAUUCAUUCCCAUACGAGAGCCGCGUGAUCGCUCCCGGGACAGAUCCCUGGAAAGAGGACUCUACCUGGAGGACGAACUGUACGGCCGUUCGGCGCGACAAAGUCCCAAUGCGCUAGGAGGCUAUAACACGGGCAUGCCCACAUCGGAUCGUGCCUAUCUGGGGGAUUUGCAGCAUCAGAAUACGGAUCUGCAGCGUGAGCUGGGCAAUCUGAAGCGCGAGCUGGAGCUGACGAAUCAAAAGCUGGGCAGCUCGAUGCACAGCAUCAAGACCUUCUGGUCGCCGGAGCUGAAGAAGGAGCGGGCGCUGCGCAAGGAGGAGAGCGCCAAGUACAGUCUGAUCAACGAUCAGUUAAAGCUGCUCAGCACUGAGAAUCAGAAACAAGCGAUGCUCGUGCGUCAGCUGGAGGAGGAGCUGCGUCUGCGCAUGCGCCAGCCCAAUCUCGAGAUGCAGCAGCAAAUGGAGGCCAUCUACGCGGAGAACGAUCAUCUGCAGCGCGAGAUCAGCAUAUUGCGCGAGACCAUCAAGGAUCUCGAGUGCCGUGUGGAAACCCAAAAGCAGACGCUUAUCGCGCGCGACGAGAGCAUCAAGAAGCUGCUCGAAAUGCUGCAGGCCAAGGGCAUGGGCAAAGAGGAGGAGCGCCAAAUGUUCCAGCAAAUGCAGGCGAUGGCACAGAAACAGAUGUACAAUAACUUCACGGGCGCCAGCGGAAGCCCCCCACUGCCCGAUAUCAUUGGACAAUAUUACGGACCAGUCACAGCCGGCGGCUACGGUGGACCGGGAAUAACAACAACAACAACAAACUUGCUCAACGGUGGCUAUGGCAAUGCCUAUGAGCUGUACGGGCCAUCAAGUUCGACGGGCUAUUUGUAUGAUCCACAGGCCGCCGCCGCCGCCGCCGCUGCCGCUGCACAGAUCUACGGACAGCAGACAUCGCCGAUACGCCGGAGACGUUACAGCAUUGCCGGUCUGCCAUCGGCGACCAUGUACAACGAUGUCUAUGGUUAUCCGGCGCCAACGUUGCAACAGACUAGCUCCUCGAACAUUGUCAAUCUGCUGAACGAGGCGAACAAAUCGAUAUCGCGCUCAUCACAGAUCCUGAACUUGAGCCACCAGGCCAGGCAGCUGGGCGGUGGGCAGUGCCAGCUGCAUCAGCAGCAGCAGCAGGUGGUGACAACACCGCUGUCCGGCCGUGUGGUAUCCAGUUAUCCGACGCUGCAUGGUGGCGAUUAUUCGCCGCCGUAUCUAAACGAUAACCUGCUGCAAAUGUCGACGAGCUUCUCAUCCCAGCCCAAUAUGUACUUCCAGCCGCAGCAGCCGACGCAGCUGACGGCCGCACAAAGUGCCGCUGCGGCGGCUGCACGACUGCGACCCGCCUACUCCGUAUCGAAUCUUGUCGGUGGCUAUUUGCCAGCCAGCUGCAAGUACGGCGCAACGGGUUACGCAAAUCCCUAUCAAAGCGAUCUAACCGGCUACGGUCUCGGUCUGGGUUCGGGUCUCGGCUCGAAUCUGGGCCUAGGCCUGCCGGCAUCACAACAGCGCCAGCUCAUGUCACACUCACUGCAUGCCUCCAAUCCCGCCAUAACGCAGUACUAUCAGCAGCAUUCGAUGCCACCGCCGGCCAGCUCGACGCUGGCCUACAAUCUGCAUCAGCAGUUCGCCGGCACUCAGCAACAGCAGCAGCAGCAACAGCAGCAGGCAGCACAUUCGCAUAUACAGGCCUCGGUGCAGCAGCAGAUGAACCCGCAGUAUCAGUAUCAUGUGCAUCAGCACCAGAAUCAUAUGCAAACCCAUCCGCUGGCAUCGCUGGCCAAUACGAGCGGCCCAUUUGGCGGUACGCUGGCGAGCAGCGCUCGAGAUAUUGGCGUCGGCUACGAACCGCUGCAUCAUUCGUCGCAUUUGGGGUCGCAUCAUUAUUCGCAUCCGCAUCCGCAUACGCAUCAUCAUCAUCAUUUAGCCGGCGGGCUGCAUGGCCCACCAUAUUCGCACACGCAUCAUCAGCAGCAGCUACAACAACUACAACAACAACAACAACAACACCAUCAUCAUCACCAUUUGCCAUACUCGAAACUAGACUUAGAUUACCCGAAACUGCCGCAUGAGCAUAAGCGACAAUUGGACGAAUUUCGUCUUGAAAUCCAAAGAAGGGAUCAAGAGAUCUUGGCGAUGGCGGCCAAAAUGAAAACGCUCGAGGAGCAGCAUCAGGACUAUCAGCGGCACAUAGCGGUGCUCAAGGAGUCGCUAUGUGCCAAAGAGGAGCACUACAAUAUGCUGCAGACGGACGUCGAGGAGAUGCGCGCCCGGCUCGAGGAGAAGAAUCGCCUCAUCGAGAAGAAGACACAGGGCACCCUGCACACGGUCCAGGAGCGAAAUCGUUUGACCAGCGAACUAACCGAGCUCAAGGAUCACAUGGACAUUAAGGAUCGCAAGAUCAGUGUGCUGCAGCGCAAGAUUGAGAACCUGGAGGAUUUGCUGAAGGAGAAGGAUAACCAGGUGGACAUGGCCCGUGCUCGGCUCUCGGCCAUGCAGGCCCACCACAGCAGCUCCGAGGGUGCAUUGACCAGCCUGGAGGAGGCCAUCGGCGACAAGGAGAAGCAAAUGGCGCAGCUGCGCGAGCAGAGGGAUCGCGCCGAGCACGAAAAGCAGGAGGAGCGCGAUCUGCACGAACGCGAGGUGGCCGACUACAAAAUGAAGCUGCGCGCCGCCGAAAGCGAUGUGGAGAAGCUGCAGACACGACUCGAACGGGCCGUCAACGAGCGGGAACGGCUCGAGAUCAAGCUGGAGGCAUCGCAAAGCGAACUGGGCAAAUCGAAGGCGGAACUGGAGAAGGCCACCUGCGAGAUGGGACGCAGCAGCGCCGAUUGGGAGUCGACAAAGCAGCGGAUCGCACGCCUCGAGCUGGAGAACGAGCGGCUGAAACACGAUCUGGAACGUUCGCAGAUGCAGCUAGAAGAACAGACCACACUACACAAAACGACAUUCGGACGCACCACAAUGACCACAUCCCAGGAGCUGGAUCGGGCGCAGGAGCGCGCGGACAAGGCUGCCGCCGAGCUGCGACGCACUCAGGCCGAGCUGAGAGUGACACAGGGCGAAACUGACAAACGUUUUUCGGACGCGGAGCGCGCACGCGAAGAAGCCGCCGCCCUGCAGGAGAAAUUGGAGAAGAGCCAGGGCGAAGUGUACCGGCUGAAGGCGAAGCUGGAGAACGCCCAGGGCGAGCAGGAGAGUCUGCGCCAGGAGCUGGAGAAGGCGCAGAGCGGCGUCUCGCGUAUACACGCCGAUCGCGAUCGGGCGUUCGCCGAGGUGGAGAAGAUCAAGGAGGAAAUGGAGCGCACGCAGGCAACGCUGGGCAAGGCGCAGCUGCAGCACGAGAAGCUGCAAAACACGCUGGACAAGGCACAGAACGAGGUCGAUCAUCUGCAGGAUAAACUAGACAAGGCCGGCACCGAGAAUCGACGUCUCGUGCUCGAAAAGGAGAAGCUCACCUAUGACUACGAUAAUCUCCAAUCGCAGCUGGACAAGGCGCUCGGCCAGGCGGCGCGCAUGCAGAAGGAACGCGAAACUCUUACACUGGAUACGGAUCGCAUACGCGAGAAGCUUGAGAAGACGCAGAUGCAGCUAGCGCGCAUACAAAAGGAAAGGGAUCAGUUCUCCGAUGAACUGGAAACGCUCAAGGAGCGCUCGGAAUCCUCCCAGACGCUGCUCAUGAAGGCCGCACGAGAUCGUGAGGCGAUGCAAACCGAUCUGGAAGUACUUAAAGAGCGCUAUGAGAAAUCGCAUGCCAUACAGCAGAAACUGCAGAUGGAGCGCGAUGAUGCUGUCACCGAGGUGGAAAUACUCAAGGAGAAACUGGACAAGGCUCUGUAUGCCAGCCAGAAGCUCAUCGACGAGAAGGACACCUCCAACAAGGAGUUCGAGAAGAUGCUGGAGAAGUACGAUCGUGCUCAAAACGAGAUCUAUCGCCUGCAGUCGCGCUGCGAUACCGCUGAGGCGGAUCGCGCCCGACUCGAGGUGGAGGCCGAACGUUCCGGUUUGGCCGCCUCCAAAGCGCGCGAGGAUCUGCGCAAGCUGCAGGACGAAAGCACACGGCUGCAGGAGGCCUGCGAUCGUGCCGCCCUGCAGCUCAGUCGCGCCAAGGAGUGCGAGGAUAAUGCGCGCGCCGAACUGGAGCACAAUCGGGAUCGGUUCGACAAGAUGCAAACGGACAUACGACGCGCCCAGGGCGAAAAGGAGCACUUCCAAUCGGAGCUGGAGCGCGUCACCUACGAGCUGGAGCGCGCCCAUGCGGCACAGACCAAAGCGGCCGCCAGCGUGGAGGCCGCCAAGGAGGAGGCAGCCCACUAUGCCGUCGAGCUGGAGAAGCUGCGCGAGCGCUUCGAGAAGAAUCAGGUGGAGCUGCGCAAGCUGCAGGACACAGACACCUUUGGACGUGAGACGCGUCGCCUCAAGGAGGAGAACGAACGGUUGCGCGAGAAGCUGGACAAGACGCUCAUGGAGCUGGAGACGAUACGCGGCAAGUCGCAGUACGAGUCGGAAUCCUUUGAGAAAUACAAGGACAAGUAUGAGAAGAUCGAGACCGAAAUACAGAACAUGGAGACGAAGCUGCACGAGACCAGUCUGCAGCUCGAGCUGUCCAAGGGCGAGGUCGCUAAAUUGCUGGCCAACCAGGACAAACAGCGCAGCGAGCUGGAGCGUGCCCACAUUGAGCGAGAGAAGGCGCGGGACAAGCACGAGAAACUGCUGAAGGAGGUCGAUCGUUUGCGCCUGCAACAGUCCUCGGUGAGCCCCGGCGAGCCGGUGCGCUCGUCCGCCGCGAUCUCUGCGGGCGAGCGACAGGAGAUCGAUCGGCUGCGUGAUCGCCUCGAGAAGGCGCUGCAGUCGCGCGAUGCUACCGAACUGGAGGCCGGUCGCUUGGCCAAGGAACUGGAGAAGGCACAAAUGCAUUUGGCCAAACAGCAGGAGAAUACCGAGUCCACGCGCAUCGAAUUCGAGCGCAUGGGCGCCGAGCUUGGACGCCUGCACGAUCGUCUCGAGAAAUCCGAAUCGGAAAAGGAAAGUCUGCGACAAGGCAGUCGCGGCGCCGGUGCCGGUGCCGCUGGCGGCGCCCAUCCACAGCUGGAGAAGCACGUCCAAAAGCUGGAGAACGAUGUCAAACAGCUGGCCAUGGAGCGCGAACAGCUUGUGCUGCAGCUGGAAAAGAGUCAGGAGAUACUGAUGAACUUCCAGAAGGAGCUGCAAAACGCCGAACAGGAAUUGCAAAAGACGCGCGAGGAGAAUCGCAAGCUGCGCAACGGCCAGCCCGUUGCACCAGCCGCACCCGCCGAAAUUCAGGCCAUGCAAAAAGAGAUCCAAACGCUGCAGCAGAAGCUGCAGGAAUCGGAGCGCGCCCUGGCAGCGGCGGGACCACAACAACAGCAGGCAGCGGCAGCUGCAGCGGGCGCCAGUCGCGAGGAGAUCGAACAAUGGCGCAAGGUUAUCGAGCAGGAGAAGAAUCGCGCCGACAUGGCCGACAAGGCUGCCCAGGAGAUGCACAAGCGCAUACAGCUGAUGGACCAACACAUCAAGGAUCAGCACGCCCAGAUGCAAAAGAUGCAGCAGCAGAUGACGCAACAGCAGCAGCAGGCGGCGCAGCAGGCGCAGCAGCAGCAGCAAACGGCGGCAGCCAGCGGCGGCGUCGAUGCCAAGGAGCUUGAAAAGGUCAAAGUUGAACUGCAGGCGGCCUGCACGGAGCGGGAUCGCUUCCAGCAGCAGCUGGAGCUAUUGGUGCAGGAGCUCGAAAAGAGCCAGCUGUCCAAUCAGGAGCAGGCGAAGCAGCUGCAGACGGCGCAGCAGCAGGUGCAGCAGCUGCAACAGCAAAUACAACAGCUGCAGCAGCAAAUGCAGCAGCUGCAGCAGGCGGGCAGCGCGGGCGCCGCGGCAACAGACGUGCAGCGGCAGCAACUGGAGCAGCAGCAGAAGCAGCUGGAGGAGGUGCGCAGACAGAUCGACAACCAGGCGAAGGCCACCGAAGGCGAGCGCAAGAUAAUCGACGAGCAGCGCAAACAGAUCGAGGCCAAGCGCAAGGAUAUCGAGGACAAGGAAAAGAAAAUGGCCGAGUUCGAUGUGCAGCUGCGCAAGCGAAAGGAGCAAAUGGAUCAGCUGGAAAAGUCGUUGCAGACACAGGGCGGCGGCGCAGCGGCCGCCGGCGAGCUCAACAAAAAGCUAAUGGACACGCAGCGGCAGCUCGAGGCCUGCGUCAAGGAACUGCAAAACACAAAAGAGGAGCACAAGAAGGCGGCAACCGAAACGGAGCGCCUGCUGCAAUUGGUACAAAUGUCACAGGAGGAGCAAAAUGCCAAAGAGAAGACCAUUAUGGAUUUGCAACAAGCCUUAAAGAUCGCUCAAGCCAAAGUCAAACAAGCACAAACACAACAGCAGCAGCAGCAGGAUGCUGGACCCGCUGGCUUCUUGAAGAGCUUCUUCUAAAUCGAAAGCGUAUAAGUACUUGUGUCGCCCGCAAGUAUAAGUACAAGCCUAACACAACAAAUAACAGCACUGUCUACUAUUUUGUAUACUACCGAUUACCGAUAUACCGACUAUGCAGUAUUUCUUCUACUACUAUGUACCACACACACACACACACGUGAACACACACACACACACACACAUUUGUAAAUGACAUAUGUAAAUGCAAGCAAAUUAUUUGAUAUUUAUUAUAUUGUAAUUAGGUUGCCGCUAUACUCAAAUUAUGAAUGCAUUUAUCUAAAUGUCAGAUCGGUUCGUAAAGCGUAAUUUGUAACUCUCUCCAUUUCGAACUUCAACUUAACCUAAACUUAAACUCUCCCUCUCAAUCGAUUUCGACCCCCUCUCUCCCACACUCUCACUCCCUCUCUCUCUCUCUCUCUCUCUGUCUCUUUUGCUCUCGCUGUCUAGUUAACUGUUGAUCUUCGAAUUUCACCGACUUAUACGCUGUAAAGUAGACUACACUUUCCCGGCACCGGCUCGAAUUGUACUCGAAUUGAGCUUACACGACAUCCGAUACCCUGUAAAUGAUCAAUUUUAUACAUUUUUUCAAAGUUCUUACAAAAUAUUUUCAAUUUUUCAAGUUGUGUAAACUCAAAUUUGAGUUGGUUUUUUCUCGGCACAGCUCUGUCCGCACGAUCCUUAGUUUUGCAUACGGCGCGAAUGUGAUUCACAAAAGCAAAAAAAAAAGAAAAGCGAAACAAAUGAAUAAAUAAAAAUAAUUAUUAAAUAUACAUGCAUAAAUACUACGUAUAAAUU
Drosophila montana is the source of this 8443-nucleotide messenger RNA. It is a transcript of the gene brp, whose product is annotated as bruchpilot. The transcript is spliced from 24 exons. Gene Ontology annotation, cellular component: cytoskeleton of presynaptic active zone. Lineage: Eukaryota; Metazoa; Arthropoda; Insecta; Diptera; Drosophilidae. Gene Ontology annotation, biological process: maintenance of presynaptic active zone structure; regulation of synaptic plasticity; neuromuscular synaptic transmission. The record is from RefSeq and is a predicted model, not a curated record. The coding region runs from base 878 to 7648 and encodes 2256 amino acids. Gene Ontology annotation, molecular function: structural constituent of presynaptic active zone.